AAGAGGGGAUGGCAUUGACCCUGUUAAAUCUUUUUGCAUCUUCCUUACGAAAUCUUCCAACAUAGUCUCCUUUUCCGACUGGGCCUUGAGUUAUGAUAAACUCUUUCGCUACAGUUUAGUGCUUUUUAUCUUCCCCACAAUAAAUCGAAAAUUGUUCCUAUUGGUCCUCAUCUGCUUCAGUCAGGCAAGUUACAUCCUGUUAACAUUGUCAGAUGACAGGGCCAGCCACCUGCUUCCUGCUCAUCCAGUUUCUCCACAUUGUAUGAUUUCGGGGAGCCAAACCAAACUGGCUUACAUUUCGCCCAGGGGUGCGAGGUCGCGAGGGGUAAAAAACAAACGAAACCAAGCAAAAGCGGGGUGAGGGCAGGUCCCAUCAACCUCGUUUGGAGGUCAGGAGAAACCUAGUCAAUCCCGAGAUUUCUUGUAAGCAAAAGACAGUCAGUGCCUCCCCAGUUAUUACUAAAUGAGGUAAUUGGGCCGCGGUCACCGCCCUCGAAGAGUGUGUGGUUGGCUGGAGAAUUUCCCAGCGUCCCAGCCCUCAGCUCCAUUGGGUACUUCCGCGCUUACGAGCAAGAGGUGACAGGGGCGGGGCUGCGCUGGGCUCGGCGCUGCGCUGGGCUCGGCGCGGGCACGGCAACGCGGUGGCGUCACUGCCGACGCAUUGCGUGGGCGGGGCCUUACUUUGAACCUAGUUGGCGGGAGUUGUGGCUUGGGAAGGGGCCUUAGCUGAUGCUACAGGCUUCCUUCUGGGCUGGCCUGCUAUGGAGCGCACUGCGGGGAGAGAGAAGGAGAGUGGAGGAGACGCAGUGACAGUGGAGUGCGUGAAUAGGAUCCCGGUGCCAAGACCUCCUUCCAUUGAGGAAUUCACCAUAGUGAAACCUAUUAGCCGUGGCGCCUUCGGGAAGGUGUAUCUCGGGCAGAAAGGCGGCAAGUUGUAUGCGGUGAAGGUUGUCAAAAAAGCAGAUAUGAUCAACAAAAAUAUGACACAUCAGGUGCAAGCUGAGAGGGACGCACUAGCACUAAGCAAAAGUCCUUUCAUUGUCCAUUUGUACUAUUCACUACAGUCAGCAAAUAAUGUCUACUUGGUAAUGGAAUAUCUUAUUGGUGGAGAUGUCAAGUCUCUCUUACAUAUAUAUGGUUAUUUUGAUGAAGAGAUGGCUGUCAAAUAUAUUUCUGAAGUAGCCUUGGCUCUAGACUAUCUUCACAGACAUGGAAUCAUCCACAGGGAUUUGAAACCAGACAAUAUGCUUAUUUCUAAUGAAGGUCAUAUUAAGCUAACAGAUUUUGGCCUUUCCAAAGUUACUUUGAAUAGAGAUAUCAAUAUGAUGGAUAUCCUUACAACACCAUCAAUGGCUAAACCUAGACAAGAUUAUUCAAGAACCCCAGGACAGGUGUUAUCUCUCAUCAGCUCUUUGGGAUUUUACACACCAGUUGCAGAAAACAACAAAGACUCUGCAAAUAUUCUUUCAACCCAUGUAUCUGAAACAUCACAGCUUUCUCAAGGACUAAUUUGUCCUAUGUCUGUAGAUCACAAGGAUACUACUCCUUAUUGUAGCAAACUACUAAACUCAUGUCUUGAAACAGUCGCUGCCAAUCCUGGGAUGCCUGUGAAGUGCCUAACUUCCAAUCUCCUGCAAUCCAGGAGAAGGCUGGCUACGUCAAGUGCCAGCAGCCAGUCUCACACCUUUGCGUCCAGUGUGGAGUCUGAGUGCCACAGCAGUCCCACAUGGGAAAAAGAUUGCCAGGAAAGUGAUGAUGCACUGGGCUCUACAAUGAUGAGUUGGAAUAUAAUAGAAAAGCCUUUGUGUACAAAAUCUACCAAUGCCAUCGAGACCAAAGGUUUCAAUAAAAAGGAUCUUGAGUUAGCCCUUUCUCCCAUUCAUAACAGUGGUACCAUCCCUGCGACUGGAAACUCUUGUGUAAACCCUGCUAAAAAAUGUUUCCCUGGGGAAGUUUCUUGGGAAGCAAGAGAACUGGAUAUAAAUAACAUUAACAUGGCCACUGACAAAACACAGCCUGCUUUUCAUCAGUCUGAUCCAUGGGCUGUGGAUUCUGGUGAUAUGACUGAAGAGCACCUUGGGAAGAGAGGUUUUAAAAGAAAUUUUGAGUUAGUUGACUCUAGUCCUUGUCAGAAUAUUAUACAGAAUAAAAAAAAUUGUAUAGAGCUUAAGGGGAGUAAUGAAAUGAGUGAUGGUUGUAUAAAUCAAAGGACAGGCUUAACAACUGAAGUCCAAGACCUUAAGCUAUCAGUACGUAGAGGUCAGCAAAAUGACUGUGCUAAUAAGGAGAACCUGGUCAAUUCUUUCACUGAUAAACAACAAACACCAGAAAAAUCACCUAUCCCAAUGAUAGCAAAAAACCUUAUGUGUGAACUAGAUGAAGAUUGUGACAAGAAUAGUAAGAAGGAGCACUUAAAUUCUAGUUUUCUAUGUUCUGAUGAUGAGAGAGCUUCUAAAAGUAUUUGUAUGGACUCCGAUUCAUCUUUUCCAGGAAUUUCUAUAAUGGAAAGUUCUUUAGAAAGGCAGGCCUUAGAUCCAGAUAAAAGCAUCAAAGAAUCCUCUUUUGAAGAAUCAAACAUUGAAGGUCUACUUACGGUAUCACCCAGCUGGCAAGAAAGUACCUUGCCAAAAAGUGAUGAGAAUCCUGCUGUCCAAGGCAGUAGCCAAAAAAUGUUAGCUCCAUCUUCGGACGUGUUGAAAACAUUAACCGUAUCUAAAAGAAAUGCUGUAGCUUUUCGAAGUUUUAACAGUCCUAUUAAUGCAUCCAGUAACUCAGAACCAUCCAAAAUGAGCAUUACCUCUUUAGACACAAUGGAUAUUUCCUGUGUUUAUAGUGAUUCAUAUCCCAUGGCUAUAACCCCUACUCAAAAAGGAACAUCCUAUAUGCCAUAUCAGCAUACCCCAAAUCAGAUCAAAUCAGGAACUCCAUACCGAACUCCAAAGAGUGUGAGGCGAGGGGCAGCCCCAGUGGAUGAUGGACGAAUUCUUGGAACCCCAGACUACCUUGCACCUGAGCUGUUACUGGGCAGGGCCCAUGGCAGCAGACACAUGGACAAAGUACCUACUCAGCUUUCCACUGGCCAUGCUGUAUGUCAGAAUGGGACUUGUCCAGCUUGCUCUUCCUCUGUUCCCUCUCUCAAUUCCACCACCUUCGUGAUAGCACAGACCUUGCCCCUACAUUCAGGCAGGUAAGUCCAGCCAAUACUGUCCCUGCAGAAUUUCUUCUCACUUUUUCAUCUCUGUCACUAUCCUCUGUAAGAAACUCCUCUUUCCCUUUUCAUUAAUUUACUAGCUCUCUUCCUGGACCAUCAACUUCAUUCUGUUGUCUAUAAUCACUGCCACCAGAUUUCCCCUCUUAAGACAUAAAAUGGUCAGGCUACUUCUCUCCUUCAAAAACCAUGGUGGCUCCGUCCCACCUGCAAAAUAAAAUCCAGAUUAUUGAUCAUGGCAUUGGAGGCUCUAAGCUCUUGUAGUAGCCUCAUCUCUCAAAGAAUCUCUCUCUGUUUCUUUUCCUUCUAUAAACAACAAAAAUGUAUUCCUCACACACAGUUCCAGAGUGUGGGAAGUUCAAGAUCGAGGUGCCAGCAGAUUCAAAAGAAUCUCAUUAUACGCCUUAUGUUCUCAUUCUGCUUCUUAGACUCAUCUUUCUUCAGCUUUUCCUUAUCUUGCGCAAGUAUUUUCCCUUAGUUGAGAAAAGCCAGAACCCCAUCAUCGUCCCAUCAAAUUUCGUCUCAUCUCAUCACCUGUUCAAAUGUUACCUCUUCCACAAAGCAUCCUUGGUCAGUUAUGGGGAAGUAGCUGUUCACUUUUAUAUCACUUUUUUAUACACUGUUUAAUGUCAGCUUAUGUCAUUUUACCUAUGUUAUUAUAUUUGUCUCCACUGCAAAAGCUUAUGAAAAUUUCUUAACACUUGAGUCUGUGUUUUCCUUCUACAUAGCACUCCAGAAGGAUUCCUGGGUUAGCACUCAACUAACACUGUUAACAAUCUCUGUGAUGCUGAAAGGAGAGACCUUCCGUAUUCCCCAUUACUGGCCAGAGCAACUAAGUUCCUCUGGGCAUCUAACUGACUUUGUACAGUGCCCGUAUUGCUAAGUCACAGGUUUGCCGGCUCAUUUCCUGUAAUCUGCAUUUUCUCUAUCUAGGAUCCGGUAUGAAGGUAAGCUUCAAAUUGAAAGGUUUGCUUUAUAGGAUCCUGCCACUGUUUUAGUGGGAGGAUCUAGUUACCUCAGCUAUCUAGUGAUAGAUUUUAAGAUUUUCACUGCCUAUAAAGGUAAUUUGGUCCACAGUUUUUAAAAUAGCAAAUAAGGGGCGCCUGGGUGGCGCAGUCGGUUAAGCGUCCGACUUCAGCCAGGUCACGAUCUCGCGGUCCGUG
Messenger RNA from Felis catus (domestic cat), 4371 nucleotides. It is a transcript of the gene MASTL, whose product is annotated as microtubule associated serine/threonine kinase like. Gene Ontology annotation, cellular component: nucleus. The record is from RefSeq and is a predicted model, not a curated record. The transcript is spliced from 10 exons. Gene Ontology annotation, biological process: intracellular signal transduction; peptidyl-serine phosphorylation. Gene Ontology annotation, molecular function: protein serine/threonine kinase activity; ATP binding. Bases 762 to 3191 code for a protein of 809 amino acids. NCBI's taxonomy places the organism in Eukaryota, Metazoa, Chordata, Mammalia, Carnivora, Felidae.